Messenger RNA from Helianthus annuus (common sunflower), 2737 nucleotides. RefSeq names its product beta-amyrin synthase. Gene Ontology annotation, molecular function: beta-amyrin synthase activity. Gene Ontology annotation, biological process: triterpenoid biosynthetic process. The record is from RefSeq and is a predicted model, not a curated record. Lineage: Eukaryota; Viridiplantae; Streptophyta; Magnoliopsida; Asterales; Asteraceae. Gene Ontology annotation, cellular component: lipid droplet. The coding region runs from base 193 to 2487 and encodes 764 amino acids. The transcript is spliced from 18 exons.
CUCACUCAGAAAAAUAAUUCUGGAACUUGGACUGUCUGUUAAUGUCAUAAGAAAAAGUUAUAAUUAAGUAUCAUAAGAGUUAUAUUCUUAACUAUUAUAAAAGGGGUACCUACUGAUUUCAAUCUUCAAUACACACAUAAUUUCCUUACAGUCUACACCACAUUUUUUUAUCCAGUGUUCACUUACAGAGAGAUGUGGAGGCUGAAAAUAGCAGAAGCGAGUCAAACGGGUCGUAACCCGUACCUUUUUAGCACAAACAACUUUGCAGGGAGGCAAAUAUGGGAGUUUGAUCCGAAUGGAGGAACUUUGGAAGAACGCGCUGAGGUGGAACAAGCACGUGCCGAUUUUUGGAACCGUAGACAUGAAGUUAAGACUAGCAGUGAUGUUCUUUGGCGUAUGCAGUUUUUAAGAGAGAAGGAGUUUAAACAAACGAUACCGCAGGUGAAAAUCGAGGAUGGUGAAGAAAUAUCGUAUGAAAACGCUACGAUCGCGUUGCGGAGAUCGGUUAAUUUCUUUGCAGCCUUGCAGGCUGAUGAUGGUCACUGGCCAGCUGAAAAUGCUGGACCCUUGUAUUUCAUGCAGCCCUUGGUGAUGUGCUUGUAUGUUACCGGGCACCUUAACAGUGUUUUUCCAGCAGAAUAUCGAAAAGAAAUCCUACGGUAUAUGUAUUGUCAUCAGAACGAAGACGGAGGGUGGGGAUUCCACAUAGAGGGUCACAGCACAAUGUUCUGCACCACCCUCAGUUACAUUUGUAUGCGUCUGUUAGGAGAAGGACCGGACGGUGGUCUGAAUGGCGCCUGCACCAAAGCCCGUAAAUGGAUCCUUGAUCAUGGCUCGGUCACAGCCAUUCCAUCAUGGGGCAAAACAUGGCUUUCUAUACUUGGUGUAUGCGAAUGGGCUGGAACCAACCCGAUGCCCCCCGAGUUCUGGAUCCUUCCUUCUUUCCUACCUAUGUAUCCAGCAAAAAUGUGGUGUUACUGUCGCUUGGUAUACAUGCCAAUGUCGUACCUAUACGGGAAACGAUUCGUGGGUCCCAUUACUCCAUUGAUUCUACAACUUAGAGAUGAACUUUACGCGCAGCCUUAUGAAGAAAUCAAAUGGAAGAGCAUAAGACAUUUGUGUGCAAAGGAAGAUUUAUAUUACCCUCAUCCUUUACUACAAGAUUUAAUGUGGGACAGUCUCUAUGUUUGCACCGAGCCUUUACUGAAUCACUGGCCGUUAAAUAAACUUAGAGAGAAAGCGCUUCAAACGACAAUGAAGCAUAUUCAUUAUGAAGACGACAACAGUCGAUAUAUCACUAUUGGUUCUGUAGAAAAAGCACUGUGUAUGCUUGCAUGCUGGGUUGAGGAUCCAAACGGUGUUUGUUUCAAAAAGCACCUUGCCCGAAUCCCGGAUUAUCUCUGGGUUGCCGAAGAUGGAAUGAAAAUGCAGAGUUUUGGUAGUCAAGAGUGGGAUGCCGGUUUCGCCAUUCAAGCUCUAUUGGCUACUGAUCUUACCGAAGAAAUCGGCUCUACUUUGAUGAAAGGGCAUGAAUUUAUUAAAGCUUCACAGGUUCAAGACAAUCCUUCCGGUGACUUCAAAAGCAUGCACCGGCAUAUCUCUAAAGGGUCGUGGACCUUUUCCGAUCAAGAUCAUGGAUGGCAAGUUUCAGACUGUACCGCCGAGGCAUUGAAGUGUUGCCUUCUAUUUUCAACAAUGCCACCAGAAAUUGUCGGCGAGAAAAUGCAACCCGCGCAACUGUAUGAUGCUGUCAACGUAAUACUUUCCUUACAGAGCAAAAACGGUGGACUAGCCGCAUGGGAACCAGCAGGAUCAUCAGAUUGGCUAGAGAUUCUCAAUCCUACCGAGUUCUUUGCGGACAUCGUCAUUGAGCACGAGUAUGUUGAGUGCACAUCAUCAUCAAUCCAGGCCCUUGUGUUGUUUAAGAAGUUACACCCCGAGCAUAGAAGGAAAGAGAUCGAAAAUUUCCUUACGGGUGCAAGUGGAUACCUAGAGAAAAUACAGAUGCAAGAUGGUUCAUGGUACGGAAACUGGGGCGUGUGUUUUACGUACGGUACAUGGUUUGCUCUUGGAGGACUGGCGGCUGUCGGAAAGACUUACGAAAACUGUCCCGCUAUUCGUAAAGGUGUCAAAUUUCUGCUGGAAACACAGCUGGAAGAUGGUGGUUGGGGCGAAAGCUACCAAUCCUGCCCGGAAAAGAAAUAUAUACCUUUGGAAGGAGGCCGGUCCAAUUUGGUACACACUGCAUGGGCCAUGAUGGGACUCAUUCAUUCUCGGCAGAUGGAGAGAGAUGCCACACCGCUACAUAAAGCAGCCAAGUUGUUGAUCAACUCACAGCUGGAAAACGGUGAUUUUCCGCAACAGGAAAUUGCUGGAGUAUUCAUGAAGAACUGCAUGCUGCACUAUGCGCUAUACCGAAAUAUAUACCCGAUGUGGGCUCUAGCUGAUUAUCGCAAGCAUGUGUUGCCCCUGUUCAAAAGCGUUUAAUACUACCAUCCAACAUACUUGAUUUAAUACAUUAAAUAAUUAUUUAUAUGAAGUAAAAAAAUUUUUAGGUGGUCAAGAGUUACUAAAAUUAUGUAUAAUUCUGUUUUUUUUUUUUUUUUUAUCUUCUUCAUGUAUGGCUUAAACUUUUAUUAAGAUUAUGUAAUGAUCCGCGCAGAUAACAUAAUAAAUCGGUUGUUCCAUUUAAUCUGGUGUUGCGAUGUAGCAUGUGCUUUGUGAAUAGAUGUUUGCA